AUGAAGCCAGUCGAAGGCAAGUACGACGACGUCAAUGUUCUAAAUCGCCACAGUGAUAGACACAGUUCAUCAUCAAGCCAAACUGCAGCCCGAUCAGACAGAUCCAGCUCUACACUGUUAGCUGAUGAGAAGGAAGCACAGAAUCUGCAUGACAAAUCAUCCGCCGAAAAGGAGGAGGUCACUGAGGCAGAUGACACCGAGCGUCAGCUUGACAGUGGGUAUGAAGGAGGUGAAGAGAGUCAAGGGGAAGGAAGUGAGACGUCUAGUCACACAUUAGCACGGUCGGAGGGUUCCAGCUGUACUCUGGGACGAGUCAAGGAGGAGGACGAGCACACGGAAGAAGGUGAGUCUGAUGACGAGGAUGACUUAUUUGCACAGAGCUACCGGAACGGCAGCAGAAAGUGA
Molecule: messenger RNA, 405 nt
Organism: Alternaria arborescens
Lineage: Eukaryota; Fungi; Ascomycota; Dothideomycetes; Pleosporales; Pleosporaceae
Exons: 1
Coding region: 1-405 (134 amino acids)
Source: RefSeq, a predicted model, not a curated record